Tribolium madens (black flour beetle) is the source of this 2550-nucleotide messenger RNA. RefSeq lists its product as uncharacterized. The transcript has 4 exons. Lineage: Eukaryota; Metazoa; Arthropoda; Insecta; Coleoptera; Tenebrionidae. The record is from RefSeq and is a predicted model, not a curated record. The coding region runs from base 723 to 1037 and encodes 104 amino acids.
CCAAACUAUAAUAAAAUUUCAAAACGGCCAUGAAAACAAAAAUGAGGCGACCUCAGACAAUCCAAUCACAGCAAUUAGUGGAAUUGUUCAAGUAGGCGCUUGUCAAAGUAAAGCAAAUUUGAAGUUUUGUUUACAUCGACGCCUACUUCAAGACAACAAACAUUAAUUCCCCAUAAAAGUGAUAACCGAACACAAAUAGGUGUUAAUAUUUUACAAAAUGCGGGAUAUUAUCUCCGUACACGCAAGUAAACAAUAGUGUUAUUCAUUCGGCGGCAUCCAAUGCUACAGGUGCGCCAAGAAGAAAGAACUGGAAAGUGACCACAACCGGUUUGAUGGGUUAAAUAACGCCAAAAUUUCAUAACUGUGAAAUUCCACCCCGGUUUAUGUGAAGAAAUCAAAGCUAUCUAACGCAAACAAUUGACGAGUUUGACAGAAGGUUACUAACCGUCACAGCAUGCUUUGUUCUGAAACAAUCGACAAUCGAUCUGUCACUUACCUUGGCGAAUAAUUGCUGCUUUGAUUGACUGUUUUCGAAAUGAUUCUGAUUGAUUCGGAUCACAAUUUUCGCGUUGGCAUCACUCGAAUCAGCAAGUGGUUGGCGCGAUGUACGACACAAAUAAUUGAUCGAGAGCGAUGGAGAAUUUGUUGUUAGAAAGAAAUGAAGACGACAGGUAUCAGGUUUAGAGAGAGAUAGACGGCAAAUUUCCCAAAAAAGACCUGACAUGAUCAUUGCAUUGUUUACAACGGUUGUAAUAAGUUUGGGUUUUGCACAGAAAGUGACUUACACCUUCCCCGAAUUUCCAUACAAAGAGACCAACAAAAAUGAGGUGAUGUUCAGGGAGGUGGAGGCCGCGUGCGAAAGGGGCUGUUUGGGUAGAACAGGCGUUUCCAAAGUUCUAUGUAUACGACAGUGUGUCUCUCCUUCUUGUUACCGUGACUUGUACCAGGCCGAUCAGUUGGAAGAAGGAGAAGUUGAUGUAAGACUGAACUCAUUUAAAGGCUGUUUUAUUCAACGAUACAACAGAUCUCGCCCAUGACCUGGCUAACAUCAAUAUAAUUGUAACAAUACAACAUUUAUAUUUUACAGUUGACAUGACAGAGCUUCCCACUAAAAGGGCACGCAAAUGAACGCAUCUCCAAAUCAAAACACUAAAAUAUAUUGCUUUGCGUAUUUGUAUCCGACAUUUUUCCUAACACCCUUCUAGUUAGAAACCCUCCUGAUACGGAACAAGUUAUACACUUUUAGUAUGAGAUGUGAAAGACUAAUAAAAAGAUAAUACAUAAUGGUUUUUCGCAUACAUUAACCAGUCGUCAAUUUUAAAUCAGGAUUUAACCCGUUUUUUAAUACUAUAUUUUACAACAAACAUAAAAACUGAUCUCUUUUAUUGCUCGUUGCAACAAUAUUAUUAAUGAAUUGUAACCACGUUUGGAUUACUAUUUGAAGGCAAUUAUUCACAAAUCGUUUACUUCAACGUUAGUCACCGAGUACUAAGAUACCACUAUGUACGUAAUGAAAAUUAAUGAAACUAUUACCUGACAGUUUAUAACAGAUGUGGAAUGAACAAUUUACGCAGACAAAAAAUUUUAGUUAUAUUUUUUAAUGUGUUACUAUAAAAGGUCUCUCGUGAAACAGCAAUUAUUUGCUGAAAUCAGUGUUCAAUAGCACUUUACCGUUAUUUGUUAUGAUAAACUUCCUCAGUGGUCGCAUUCCACCGUAACGAUUUUCGCAAUUAACGUGUUUGUGAAUUCUCCAAACAUACAGUUGGAACUUUCACGAUUGGAAUACAGUCAAAGGACAACAUUUUUACUUUCACUUCAAUUAAGAUAAGACUUUUAAUGCUAUCUUAUUUGUUUACUUCCACAAAUAUAAAAAACGUCGAUAAAAAUUUCAUUACGAUAUUUAGCAUCACUAAAUAGUGUAAGUAAAAUAAUUACACAUAACGUGACAAAUUCCGAUUUGCAAAACAAAUUACGACUUAUCACAAUAACAAAAAUGUAAAUGAAAACACGAUCGACGUUUUUUCAAGUAAUGCAACAUUUGAAUUACACUUCCGUAACUUUUUUUACUACUUAUCUAGACCUCUUAUAGUAACAUGUAGGUUUUAAUGGUGUUUUUUUAAUUAAAUUUUGACGCAGUUCACUUGAAACAUUCCUCACACCACAGUUUAACUCCAACCAACGUUAAUAAAAAUUUGUCCUCUUCAAAAUCUCUAAUCAACACCUAAAAAAACUGGUAACCAACAAAACAACUGAUAACAUAGAUAACACAUCAAAUAAGUAUUUCGUGUAAAAACUUAUAAGUUAACUAGUAAAAAGUUAUUGUACCUAUAAAAAAACAUUUCGUCAUGUUUAAUCAAUAAAUAAAAAUAAAAUUUCCAACCCGAAUAUUUAAGAAAAUAAAAUAUCAUUUAUGCUAUUGAAAAUGCUAGAAUUAAGUAAAUUCGCUAACACCUACUCUCCGAAACUAUUGCUUGUGUCAAGUCCUCUUUGGUGCAUGAAACCCCCAACAAAUGCCUCCCUUGUGACAUUCAUACUUUAAAAAAUAUAUUU